This is a messenger RNA of Sorex fumeus (smoky shrew), 1538 nucleotides long. RefSeq names its product Tax1 binding protein 3 (gene TAX1BP3). The transcript is spliced from 4 exons. Gene Ontology annotation, cellular component: postsynaptic density; adherens junction; postsynaptic membrane. Gene Ontology annotation, molecular function: protein binding. The record is from RefSeq and is a predicted model, not a curated record. Gene Ontology annotation, biological process: neurotransmitter receptor transport postsynaptic membrane to endosome; neurotransmitter receptor transport, endosome to postsynaptic membrane. Lineage: Eukaryota; Metazoa; Chordata; Mammalia; Eulipotyphla; Soricidae. Bases 483 to 869 code for a protein of 128 amino acids.
CGGCUCCACGCUGACCCUCCCUGGCGCUGCCGCGACCUCGCGCCGCUCCGGGACCUUCAAAGAGACGCCGAGGAGGACUCGGGCAUUCCGCGCCACGCCGCCCGGUUACCUGGAGCUCGGCGGCGGCCGGUCGCUCGCGUCCCCUCACGCAGCCCGGCGCGGAGAAACCUGCGGCGCCAUCUUGCACUGGAGGCUGCUGGGAGGCGCGCGGCUGCGCAGGCGCCGAGCUCGCGCUCCCGCAGAGCGGCGCACGCGCUGUCGGCCCGCCGAGCGAGACGCCACGCCCUCCCCGCGCUCGGACGCACGCACGGAGACUUCCGAAAGCCGGCCGGCGCUCCGGCCGCUGAUUGGCUGGAAGCAUUUACUUAUUCAUGAAGGGGCGGGCCGAGCCGGACAGCCUUUGUUAACCGGGGAGGGCGCGGCCGGGGGGAUCUUCGUUGCGGGCUUCGCAGGCUCUGCUAGCUCACCAGCUUGGGGUCGAGAUGUCCUACAUCCCGGGCCAGCCUGUCACCGCCGUGGUGCAAAGAGUUGAAAUUCACAAGCUGCGCCAAGGUGAGAACUUGAUCCUGGGCUUCAGCAUUGGAGGUGGAAUUGACCAGGAUCCUUCCCAGAAUCCUUUCUCAGAAGACAAGACGGACAAGGGCAUUUAUGUCACACGGGUGUCUGAAGGAGGCCCAGCUGAAAUUGCAGGGCUGCAGAUAGGAGACAAGAUCAUGCAGGUGAACGGCUGGGACAUGACCAUGGUCACACACGAUCAGGCCCGGAAGCGGCUCACCAAGCGCUCGGAGGAGGUGGUGCGCCUGCUGGUGACGCGGCAGUCACUACAGAAGGCCGUGCAGCAGUCCAUGCAGCAGUCCAUGCUCUCCUAGCAGCCUGCUGGCCCGGUCCCAGUGUGCCUGCCACCUCUGUGUGCAGUCACCCCACUUCCAUGGGCUCUGCGCCUCGUCCUGACUUCUGCUGACUGCGGGUCCCAGCACAGAAGGUCCAGCGUUUAUCCCCAGGCCUGACCAGCUCUUCUUCCUUUCUUGUACCUACUGGCCCUAGGCUCCGGGGCCAGCUCUCUCCCUUAAACACCGAGUGGAAACUAGCACCUGCAGCUGAGUUCUAGUCAGUUUGUAGUGACUACAGGCUCACAACCUUCCCAACCCCCGGCAGUGCCCACCCAGGCAAGCAGGAAGCCCCACAAGCCUAGAUCUGCUGUGGAGCUGGGCAAGGGCAGUGAACUGGCCUCACCCACACUGUGUCCAGGUGCCCCAGUUCUGCACGCCCUGUGUUUCUCGACAUUGCCCAGAGGAGACUCGACACACUACCAAAAGCUUGCCUGGAUGGACACCAGGCAGGCACACAGUUCUCUCCAUCACAUCCACACUCCCUCAAGGGGCGCUGGUCUCCCCAAGAUUCACCGCUUCCAGCAUUAGACGAGGCUGGAGGCUGCCAUGUCAGGGUGGUCUUAGGAUUGCCCCGUUUUCCUCUAAGCCUGUUGGUUUAACUUUUGUAUUUUUGUAAUCACAACUUUGAUACAAAGUGUUUUUAUUCGA